AUGAUUGCAGUUAGAGAUUCAUUACAACCUUCACAAAGGAAAGUGUCUGAGAAGAUUGCACCAAAAAUAUCAUCAACUCAAGAGAACGCGACCACGAUGAAAAUCAAUUCUGUUGAACAUAAUGAUGAAGCAAAAUCCGCGGAUGGUGAACUUAGAAAGGAGUCGAAAUGCUCGCUGCAAUAUUGCCUCCUUUGUGAAAUAAUGAAAUCCGAAUAUGUGCAAGAGGCACUUCGUCGUGCGGCUCCUGAUUUAUAUGAAUUGGCAAUGGAUAGCGUGAGUGAGGUGCAUUGA
This is a messenger RNA of Anisakis simplex (herring worm), 291 nucleotides long. Lineage: Eukaryota; Metazoa; Nematoda; Chromadorea; Rhabditida; Anisakidae. The record is from the annotation of a GenBank genome assembly.